GGGCUGGGUACCGACCUUCGGUUCUUUUAUGGUACCGACCGAAAUGCUUCAGUUUUACAGAGUAUCAAAACAUGCCUCGUCUUUCGGUGCCAAGUUUCGAUGAUUGGCUGUGACGUUUAACGUGAUUGCGUCACCCAGGAAAAAUACAUACGUGGUCACGCCUACAGUCGGGGUUCACGUGUAUCUGUUGUGAACUGGUUGCGAGCGUCGUCGAACCGUUUAAAAAUGCCACCCAGGUCAAAAGUGUGGCUUCACUUUAUUAAGAUUGAUGCCAAUAGUGCGCAAUGCAAUAUAUGCAAAAAACACAUUGUUGCUAAAGCUGGCAACACGACUAAUUUGAUGAAGCACCUAAUCGUGCACGGGAUCAAUUUAAGAGCGGAAAGUUGCUCGGUGUUUGACUGCAAGAAGAGCGGACCGCAGCCAGCGCAGCCGUCCUCCUCUCAGCAGCCCGUGGACAGUGCUAAACCGGAGCGAAGUGAAAAAUGUCAACCACCGGACUCCGCCUCAUCAGAGAUGACAGAGGACGGCACAGUGUCUGGAAUUUCAACAGUAGCAUCUGACUCUGAUGUGAGGAGGAAAAAGCCAGUCAGCGUAAAUCCAUUCACACUUGCAGAAAAGGCAAAGAUGCCAAAAGAAAAACAAGAUCAGUGUCACAGGGCAGUCACAAACUUUGUUGUUAAAGGUUUGCUGCCUUUUUCUAUAGUGGAGGCUCCAUGGUGGAGGGAGAUGGUAACAGCCCUUAACCCCAGAUACCAGUCCCCCAGCAAAGACAUGCUGUCAAAUACACUUAUACCAGCAUGGUAUGCAGUAGAGAAGGAAAUUGUCAAGAAAGAAUUGCAAGACGUCAGAGAUGUGGCUGUGACUGCGGAUGGGUGGACCAGUGUGGCACAAGACCAUUACUUGACUGUUUCAGUCCACUUUGUGAGAGAGGGGGCCAUGAAGGAGAAAAUCCUGCAUACCAGGGCAGUCUACACAUCACAGACAGGGAAUGUAAUAGCCGAGGAGAUAGGGGAUAUUCUUGACAAAUUCGAUAUAAAGGAUAAAGUUGUUGCGAUCACUGUAGACAAUGCAGCUAAUAUGGAUGUAGCAGUGAAAAAAAUGAACAUUAGAAAGAUUGCCUGUUUUGCUCAUACUCUAAACAUUGCUGCUCAAAAGCUAUACACUAUACCAGUCAUCUCAAAGUGGGCAGGAAGAAUCCGAGCUACAGUGGUGUGGUUAAAGCGGUGCAGCUUGGCUAAACCGAUCCUUAAAGAGAAGCAGCGUCUUCUCGGUCUUCCAGAACAUGCUGUCAUUUUAGAUGUGAAGAACAGGUGGAACAGCCUGUUCCUGAUGGUGGAGCGAUUUCUGGAGCAGUUUCCUGCAAUCCAGGCAGCCUCCAUGGACCCUCGGUUAAAAAAAUCAAUGGAGAAGGACAGGUGUUGUAGAUGAGGAUAGACUGUGGGAUUACCUUAUUCCUUUAUCAAAGUAAACCAAUCUGCUGGGCUUUGCUCUAACUAAUACAACAAUGUGUAUAUU
This is a messenger RNA of Fundulus heteroclitus (mummichog), 1515 nucleotides long. RefSeq names its product zinc finger BED domain-containing protein 4-like. The coding region runs from base 226 to 1428 and encodes 400 amino acids. The transcript has 4 exons. NCBI's taxonomy places the organism in Eukaryota, Metazoa, Chordata, Actinopteri, Cyprinodontiformes, Fundulidae. The record is from RefSeq and is a predicted model, not a curated record. Gene Ontology annotation, molecular function: DNA binding.